UUUGAGAUGUUUGAAAACAAACUUAUAACCUUAAAUCAUAAAACAAAAAGAAGAGGGUAACGCAGUAUAUAAUGUUUCUGUUAGAAUGAUUAAACUUUCCAUCAUGUGCCGCGUUUAAUGACUUUUCUGAACCAUUAUUAACAUAUGAAGUCUGGGCGGUGUAAUCUGCAUAAAUUCCAUUUAGGUCGGGUAUUUAGUAAAACAAUGACAUGUAGGCCUUGUCGAUUUACAGUUUCAACAUAACCUAUGUGCACAAUAGAAAUUAAAGACUGAAUAUAUCACUGCUUUUAUAUUUUAUUAUUUUCUUAGAUAGCCUAAUUUUAAUUGCUUACAUUGAAGAUGAGUGAACAGAAUGUGUCUGUUGGUGAAAUGUGGGAUAAAAUUAAUAUUGCAUUUCCUAUACUACGUGAUACUAUGGAAGUUGGCGAUUGCACUGAAGAAGAAUUCUCGAAUAUCAUUGAGCUUAUUAAGGACAAGCAACUAAUACUUUUUGUGGAAAGUUCAAUUUUUGAUAAAAUUGAGCAUGAGCUUCGUCAAAAAAUAGCACCAACCUUUUGGGAAAAAUUUAAUGGGCGAGAAACAGAAACUGAUGGUUUUGAAAAGUUCAAGAGUGCUGUGGACUAUUUGUACAAUACUUUAUUACAAUUUCUACCAAUAAUUGAACGCAUGAAGAAGUUACGAGCUAUUGCUUCCUACAAUCACACUAUGUAUGGUGAAGUUUCACUUAUCAAUGUGUUCAAAGUCGUUGUUCGAGCCACAUUACAUUCUCAGUUACCUUUGCGGCAUCAGGUUGUCACAGAAGACUUUUAUAAAGUGUCUUUCAAAGUUUUUUGUAAUCUGGAUAAAGAUGCAGAUGGAAAUGAUUCAGCCGAAGAUGUUCUGCAGUGUGGAGGCUGUAACCUAGAAGUAGAACUUUGUAACUGCAAAUCUAUUAUUAAUAUUUUCAAUGAAACUAACAGGAAGUUGAUUGAGCUGGAUCUGUUAGAAAGAUUGGCUGGCGAAAUUCUGACUUCACUCAUCCACAAAAGGAUAGAAACUCAUGUCCAGGAAACUUGUAAAGGCAGUUUUGAUACAUCUCAUAUAGCCUCUCUAGAAAAUUGGCUACAAACAAUAGUUAUGGGCUGGCUGACAAAGAUAUACUGCAGUAGUGACGCCAUCUACAAUAUCGAGUCCUCCCUGAACAAAUUCAAGCAGAAGUUGAUGCACCUUCUGUAUGAAACCUAUACAAGAACUCGUAUUGAACAACUGUUUAAUAUAAUAAUUGAAUACCCGGAUUCAGAUCCAGCCAUAGAAGACUUGAGGAUCUGUCUCCAGAAGACGGAUCUGAGGCAGUGCCUUGUCCAGAAGCUACAGAGUGCCUUAGAGACCAGACUGUUGCAUCCAGGAGUCAACACUCCGGACAUCUUGACUGCCUACAUAGCUGCCAUUCGAGCGCUGCGGCAACUGGAUCCCACGGGUGUGUUACUGGAAAUGGUCACCCAACCUGUCAGACAGUACUUGCGCACACGAGAUGACACAGUCCGUUGUGUGGUGACUAGUCUAACAGAUGAUGGACCGAGUGAUCUGGCGGAGGAGUUGGCACGUGGAGAGACGUUGCAGGUGUACGACAACUCUCCACAUGAUGUCGACCCUGAAAACUGGGAGCAGUGGAAUCCAGAUCCAGUAGAUGCCGAUCCUUCCAAGACAUCGAAGAGCCGGCGGACAUCCGACAUCAUAUCGAUGCUUGUCAAUGUGUAUGGCAGCAAAGAACUGUUUGUCAACGAAUACAGAACUCUGCUCGCCGACAGACUUCUAUCUCAAUAUACCUACAAUACUGAAAAGGAAAUAAGAUAUUUGGAAUUAUUAAAAAUCAGAUUCGGUGAUUCAGAGCUACAUUAUUGUGAGGUAAUGCUGAAAGAUAUGUACGACUCGAAAAGGAUUAACGCCCACCUUCUGUCAGAUCCCAACUUUAAUUUAGCUGCACAGCAAAAGUACCCAGCCAAUGCUAUGAUACUGUCAGCUCAGUUCUGGCCUCCUUUCAAAGAGGAAACAAAACUGGAAUUACCGGAAGUUGCUAAGGAGCAGUUUGAUAUUUAUACUAAAGCAUUUGAAACUCUUAAGGGCAAUCGAACUCUGUCGUGGAAGCCACACCUGGGCUCAGUCAGUCUAGAGAUAGAACUGAAGGAUCGUACCUUGCAGUUGACCGUGUCACCCAUCCACGCCACCAUCAUCUGGCACUUCCAGGACAAGACUCAAUGGACGAUUGAAGACUUGAGCAAGAAGAUGUUGGUUCCAUCUACGAUUCUGAGAAGAAGAAUUGCGUAUUGGCAAACACAGGGUCUACUGAAGGAGACCUCCACUGACUGCUUCAUACUUGUGGAGGACAGCGGGUCCAGGUCUAAGGGUCCCAUCAUCUCAGACAUGGUGUGUGAGGACGAGGAGACUGAAAGUGCGAUGGCGUCUGCCCAUGACCAGAGGGAGGAGGAACUACAGGUGUUUUGGUCCUACAUAGUUGGUAUGCUGACCAAUCUGGAUUCCCUCCCGUUGGAGAGGAUACAUCAGAUGUUAAAGAUGUUUGCCUCACAAGGUCCAACCUCUGUGGAGUGUAGUCAACUUGAGCUGCGAUACUUCCUUGACCGUAAAGUUCGUGAACAAAAACUCCUUUUUAGUGGAGGUCUUUAUAGGUUACCAAAGAACUGACUUUGUAUGGAUAUGUAUAAUUGACUUUUUAUUACAGAAUGAACAUUUUCAUAA
This is a messenger RNA of Homalodisca vitripennis (glassy-winged sharpshooter), 2733 nucleotides long. RefSeq names its product anaphase-promoting complex subunit 2 (gene morula). NCBI's taxonomy places the organism in Eukaryota, Metazoa, Arthropoda, Insecta, Hemiptera, Cicadellidae. Gene Ontology annotation, cellular component: anaphase-promoting complex. The record is from RefSeq and is a predicted model, not a curated record. Gene Ontology annotation, molecular function: ubiquitin protein ligase binding. Bases 340 to 2679 code for a protein of 779 amino acids. The transcript has 14 exons. Gene Ontology annotation, biological process: ubiquitin-dependent protein catabolic process.